Messenger RNA from Botrytis byssoidea, 1545 nucleotides. RefSeq lists its product as uncharacterized. The transcript is spliced from 2 exons. The coding region runs from base 1 to 1545 and encodes 514 amino acids. Gene Ontology annotation, molecular function: UDP-N-acetylglucosamine diphosphorylase activity. The record is from RefSeq and is a predicted model, not a curated record. Lineage: Eukaryota; Fungi; Ascomycota; Leotiomycetes; Helotiales; Sclerotiniaceae. Gene Ontology annotation, biological process: UDP-N-acetylglucosamine biosynthetic process.
AUGGAAUCCGUUCAGAAAGUCCUCGAUACAUUGCACAUUGGAGGCAAGACACAAACUGCCCCUCCUAGAGAGCCCAGCUCCACCGAAUUUGAACAGCUUAAGGAGAAGUACACCAAAGCAAAGCAAGACCAGGUUUUUGCAUUUUACGAUACCCUCGAAGCUGCAGAGAAAGCUGCUCUCUAUGAACAACUUUCCAAUUUCGAUCCUGAAUAUAUCAACAAAAUCACCGAUGCAGCUCUCAACCCACCCAAGACCCAAGAUGCCGACAAAGAAACUGGUCUCGAACCACUCCCUGAAUCUGCGACUGCCAGUAUCCUCGAUUCAAAAGCUGAAGAUAUUGAGAAGUGGUAUGAAACAGGUUUGGACUUGAUUGCUGAAAAUAAGGUUGCAGUGGUACUCAUGGCUGGUGGCCAAGGAACCCGUUUAGGAAGUUCAGCUCCAAAGGGUUGCUUCAAUAUUGGUCUACCUUCCGAAAAAUCCCUUUUCCAAAUACAAGCAGAACGUAUUCGCAGAGUUCAGAGAUUGGCACAUAAGAAGGCUGGUUAUGCAGCGGAUAAAAAGGUGAUUGUUCCAUGGUAUGUGAUGACCAGUGGACCAACUCGAGGACCUACCGCAGAUUACUUUGAGGAAAAUAAAUACUUUGGUUUGGAAAAGGAGAAUGUUAUUAUCUUCGAACAAGGUGUUCUCCCUUGUAUUUCGAAUGAUGGUAAAAUUCUUUUGGAGAGUAAGGGUAGGGUUGCUGUUGCACCAGAUGGAAACGGUGGUAUCUACCAAGCCAUCGUCACAUCAAAUGUCAUGUCUGACAUGACAAACCGGGGCAUUCAACACAUUCACGCUUACUGCGUAGACAACUGUCUCGUCAAGGUAGCAGAUCCAGUAUUCAUUGGAUUUUCAGCUUCUAAAGAUGUGGACAUUGCUACAAAGGUUGUGCGCAAGAGAGAUGCUACCGAAUCUGUUGGUCUGAUCCUUCUCAAGAAUGGCAAGCCAGAUGUUGUUGAAUAUUCUGAAAUCGACAAGGAGACCGCAGAAGCUAAAGAUGCCAAGCAACCGGAUGUCUUGAAGUUCAGAGCAGCAAAUAUCGUUAAUCACUACUACUCUUUCCGAUUCUUUGAAUCGAUCCCUCAAUGGGCUCACAAGUUGCCUCACCAUGUUGCAAGAAAGAAGAUUCCUUACGUGGAUACUGAGAAGGGUACAACUGUCAAACCCGAGAAACCAAACGGUAUCAAACUUGAGCAAUUUGUUUUCGAUGUUUUCCCAAUGUUGGAACUCAACAAAUUUGCUUGUAUGGAGGUCAAACGCGAAGAUGAGUUCUCACCACUGAAGAACGCGAGGGGUACUGGUGAAGAUGAUCCAGAUACUAGUAAGAAACAUAUUAUGGAUCAAGGAAAACGAUGGGUACAAGCUGCAGGUGCUACUGUUGUCGGUGAGAGCACCGAUGAUGGUAUUGAAGUUUCUCCAUUGAUCAGUUACGGUGGAGAAGGAUUGGAGAAGCUGAAGGGUCAGACCAUCACUGCCCCAGCUGUCUUGGAGAAGGAGCUCUCAUAA